AUGGACGUCACCUCAAGUCCGCGGCAGCACGCCGUGCCCACCACCGAGACCUCUCACCCCAACGACCCCAUUCCUCAUGAGCCUGCUUCCAUCACCAAGUUCAAUGCCCCCCGGAAUGUCCCCUCGAACAGCUCCUUCCGCUCCUCGCACGAUAGCCUUUCCUGGUCCGACUCGAGUGACUCAGAGGCGCCCUCGACGCCGAACACAGAGCCCAUGAACGACCAGCAGGCUGAGGAGCUUGUGGACAAGCUGGAGAACCUGCCGGCGCCCUCCGUCGAGAUCACUCCCAAGCCGGACAAGGCGCGCCGGGCCUCGACGACCCUUAUCUCCGAGGAUGCUGAAGGCAUGCGCAAGCUCCUCGGCGAUGGCGAGACCGGCACCAAGCUCAUUGAGAAGUACUGCUGUGGUGGUGGUUGCUGCUUCGUGAAGACGCUGCCGCCGGACACGGCCGGCCCCAACUUCACCCCCGUCGUCCUUCCCGACAACGAGGCGUUCCGCAGCCUGAACCUUAAGCUGGGUCCGCUCAGCCUCGACACCAAACUCGAACAGACUCCCGAAUUGCCCCAGGAGACCGUGUCCUUCGACGUAGCCCCUGCCACGGAGCACAAGCAUGUAGCCGAGGUCCUCAAGAAGCCGCCUCCUUUUGUCCAGCCCCACCCGCCGUACAAUGUCUUCUCUGCUCCCGUCCACCACGCACGCGAGCUCACCAAGCCUGGAGCCCAGAAGCGUACCUUCCACUUCGACAUCGAUGUGACUGACUACCCCGACGAGGGCGGCGUUGACUUCAAGGUUGGAGGUGCCAUUGGUAUCUGCCCUCCCAACCCUCCGGAGAUGGUCGAUGACGUCUUCGAUCAAUUGGGUGUGCCCAAGUUCGUGCGGGAUAAGCCGACCCUGCUCAAGACUAAGCUGAUGAGAUGGCCCACCAUCUGGGGAGAUGAGAUGGAGAGGGAGCUUGUGACUACGCGUCGUGAGCUUCUUACCUGGUGUGCGGACCUGCAGAGCACCCCUCCCACGAAGCAACUGUUGCGCCUGAUGGCCGAGUAUGCCGAGGCCCCCAACGAGAAGCAGAUUCUUCUUUACCUCACAUCAGCACAGGGUCAAGCUGCCUUCUGCGACCUCCGCACUGGAUCCCACAUCACCGUCCCGCAGCUCCUCCAUGCUUUCCCAUCCUCCAGGCCGCCGCUCCAUGCCCUGCUCUCGGUGCUUCCCCAGCUCAUGCCCCGUUUCUACUCUCUUUCCAAUGACCCUCACAUUUCGUCUGCCCGCCCUGGUAUUCCCGGCGGUCGCCGCCUGAUCGAAAUGGCCGUGACGAUCCACGAGGACCCCGACUGGCGUGAGGGCAAGACGCGCACCGGCCUCGGUUCCGGCUUCCUGGAGCGCAUCGCGCAGCAGUUCAUCGAAGCCGAGCAGUCGGGCAUCCGCGACCCGGCCCACGUGCUCGACCUGACGGUCCCCAUGUUCCGCGGCCUGAUGGCCAACCCGCUGUCGCGCCAGUUCGGCGGCGACGGACCCAUGAUGCUCGUCGGUGCGGGCGUCGGCAUGGCCCCUUUCCGUGGCUUCAUCCUCAACCGCCUCAAGAACGCCAACUGCGCCAACAAGAUCUGGCUGGUGCAGGGUGUGCGCGACGCGAUGCUGGACGAGAUCUACCAGGGCGAGCUGGGCGCGCACGAGCGCGAGAUCAAGAAGGUGGUCCAGAGUCGCAAGGUCGGGUCGGCGCGGUACGUGCAGGAUGAGGUGCGCAUGCAGGCCGACGUCGUCUGGUUCGUCAUCAACGCCCUCGACGGCCGCAUCUUCGUGUGCGGCAGCAGCAAGGGUAUGGGCGAGGGUGUCCACAGGGCUCUCGUCGACGUCGCCAUGGAGAAGGGUAACCUCAACCACGACGAGGCCGAGGAGUUUUGGGAGAAGAAGAAGGAGGGGGGCCAGUAUGUUGCUGAAACCUGGUAA
This is a messenger RNA of Lasiodiplodia theobromae, 1944 nucleotides long. Its product is annotated as Oxidoreductase FAD/NAD(P)-binding protein. Gene Ontology annotation, cellular component: cytosol. Bases 1 to 1944 code for a protein of 647 amino acids. The record is from RefSeq and is a predicted model, not a curated record. The transcript is spliced from 3 exons. NCBI's taxonomy places the organism in Eukaryota, Fungi, Ascomycota, Dothideomycetes, Botryosphaeriales, Botryosphaeriaceae. Gene Ontology annotation, biological process: homocysteine metabolic process. Gene Ontology annotation, molecular function: FMN binding; [methionine synthase] reductase (NADPH) activity; flavin adenine dinucleotide binding.